AGAAGGAAGGCCAGUGGACUGGGAUUACGCUGAUUUCGUAAAAAUGCUCAGCUAUUCUGAAUUACCGGCACAAGUUUUUAAUGAAAAGCUGUUUUUCUGAACAGAGAAACUUUUUCUUUUUUUUGCGUCAGAGGCUCAGUCUAACUUGGAGACGUUCCUGCUGCUGAUCCUGUUCAGGGCUGAGGAAGAAAAGGAGCAUGGCCAGUGAAGCCGGACAUCAUCAGGCUCGGCCAGCAGACGCAGAAAUCACCCCGGAGGCCAUCGGCUUCCUGUCGGCGGUGGGGGUCUUCAUCGUGGCGUUGGCCGUCCUCUUCCUCUUCAUCAACAAGAAGCUGUGCUUCUCGCGCGUCGGCGGCCUGCCCUGCCUGGAGCAACAUGGCCGCCGCAAGAAGGGACGCGUGGGGAUUCGCCAGGGGCUCGUGAACAGUUACGGCGACGAGGACGACGACCCCACGAGCUCGUCUGACAGCGAAGACGAGGUCCUGAAGCAGUUCGAGAUCUCCGUGUCGCGUUCGCAGAGCUUCCGCAUGGCGGCGGCAGCGGCGCCGUCGGUGGCGGGCUCCGGCGGCGAGCAGCACUCUCUGCACAGCCAGCUGUCGUUGGGCCGACGCCACAAAUUCACCCGCCUGUCGGACCAGGAGGAAGGCAGCACGGAGCCGUCGGACUGCGAAGCAGAGAUGGAGGCUCCCAGUCGGACAGGUUUCCAGGACCCCCUGUCGGCAGCGGUGGAGGAGAUCGAGCGGGCGUCUGUCAGUCUCUCCAUGGACAAACCGAUCGGAGCAGAGGCGUUGGCCUCCAGAGACACGCCCACCCCGAGCAUGAGCCGACAGGCCGCCGACGGCAGCGAAGACACGGAGAAAACUGCAGAUCAGGACAAAAAUGAAGCCACGGACAGCUCCUCCACCUUCACCCCCGAGCAGGAGCAGCCGCCGGCAGACGAGGCCUCCUCCCAGCAGGCCGUGUGCUCCUCCCCCCGGACCCCCAUCUCCCGGUGCGGGGACCUGGUCCUGAGCCUGGAGUACCAGCCGCACGCCGAGAAGCUGCAGGUGUCGGUGGUGGCGGCGCGCGACGUGCCGGACAAGGCGCGCAGCGGCAUGGACUCGUGGCAGGUGCACAUGGUCCUGCUGCCCGCCAAGAAGCAGCGGCACAAGACGUCGGUGCAGCGCGGCUCGCUGCCCAGCUUCAACGAGACCUUCCGCUUCUCGCGCCUGGAGCCCGCCGACCUGCACGUGUCGGCCGUGCGCUUCCGGCUCUACGCGCUGGGGGGCCGCAUGUCCCGCGAGCGCAUGAUGGGGGAGAAGGUGCUGCGCCUGGGGGGGCUGGACCCGGACGGGGGAACCAUGGAGACCACGCUGGUCCUGGAGCCCAGGAGUAAUCUCAAGAGCCUGGACUCCCAGCUGAGCCUGUCGGCCGUCUCCCAGAGCGACAGCGCCUCGUCCACGCAGUCUCUGACCCACGGCGGCGUCCCCGAGCUGCUGGUGGGCCUCACCUACAACGCCACCACGGGACGCAUGUCGGUGGAGCUGAUCAAGGGGAGCCACUUCAGGAACCUGGCUCUCAACCGGCCUCCAGACACCUAUGGGCGUCUGAGCCUGCUGAAUUCGGUGGGUCAGGAGAUCUCCCGGUGCAAGACGUCGGUGCGCCGCGGCCAGCCCAACCCCGUCUACAAGGAGACCUUCGUCUUCCAGGUGGCGCUGUUCCAGCUGUCGGACGUCACGCUGCUGGUGUCCAUCUACAACCGGCGCAGCAUGAAGCGCAAAGAGAUGGUGGGAUGGAUCGCUCUGGGCCAGAACAGCAGCGGCGAGGAGGAGCAGCUCCACUGGCAGGACAUGAAGGAGAGCCGAGGGCAGCAGGUGUGCCGCUGGCACGUCCUGUUGGAGGCGUAA
Messenger RNA from Salarias fasciatus (jewelled blenny), 1886 nucleotides. RefSeq names its product synaptotagmin XVI (gene syt16). The record is from RefSeq and is a predicted model, not a curated record. The transcript is spliced from 8 exons. Gene Ontology annotation, molecular function: phospholipid binding. Bases 198 to 1886 code for a protein of 562 amino acids. Lineage: Eukaryota; Metazoa; Chordata; Actinopteri; Blenniiformes; Blenniidae.